Apodemus sylvaticus (European woodmouse) is the source of this 1218-nucleotide messenger RNA. It is a transcript of the gene Mnx1, whose product is annotated as motor neuron and pancreas homeobox 1. Gene Ontology annotation, molecular function: sequence-specific double-stranded DNA binding; DNA-binding transcription factor activity, RNA polymerase II-specific. The transcript is spliced from 3 exons. Lineage: Eukaryota; Metazoa; Chordata; Mammalia; Rodentia; Muridae. The coding region runs from base 1 to 1218 and encodes 405 amino acids. Gene Ontology annotation, biological process: endocrine pancreas development; neuron projection morphogenesis; spinal cord motor neuron cell fate specification. Gene Ontology annotation, cellular component: nucleus. The record is from RefSeq and is a predicted model, not a curated record.
AUGGAAAAAUCCAAAAAUUUCCGCAUCGACGCCUUGCUGGCUGUGGAUCCCCCGCGAGCCGCCUCCACGCAGAGCGCGCCUCUGGCCUUGGUCACUUCCCUCGCGGCUACAGCAUCUGGUCCCGGCCGCGGCGGCAGCGGUGGCGGGGGGACCAGUAGCGGGGCGAGCCGCAGCUGCAGCCCCGCGUCCUCGGAGGCUACUGCAGCGCCCGGUGACCGGCUGAGAGCUGAGAGCCCGUCGCCGCCGCGCUUGCUGGCUGCACAUUGCGCGUUGCUGCCCAAGCCCGGUUUCCUGGGCGCUGGAGGAGGCGGCAGCGGCGCGGCGGGUGGGCCAGGCACUCCCCACCACCACGCGCACCACGGUACAGCCGCCGCCGCGGCUGCUGCUGCGGCUGCCGCGGCUGCGGGCGGCCUGGCACUGGGGCUGCACCCGGGGGGCGCACAGGGCGGCGCGGGCCUCCCUGCACAGGCGGCUCUCUACGGACACCCGGUCUACAGUUACUCGGCGGCAGCUGCAGCGGCAGCACUAGCGGGACAGCACCCGGCGCUUUCCUACUCGUACCCUCAGGUGCAGGGCGCGCACCCUGCGCACCCUGCAGACCCCAUCAAGCUGGGUGCCAGCACCUUCCAACUGGACCAGUGGCUGCGCGCGUCUACCGCGGGCAUGAUCCUGCCCAAGAUGCCGGACUUCAGCUCCCAGGCGCAGUCAAACCUCUUGGGGAAAUGCCGAAGGCCUCGCACAGCCUUCACCAGCCAGCAGCUGCUGGAACUGGAACACCAGUUCAAGCUCAACAAGUACUUGUCGCGACCCAAGCGUUUCGAGGUGGCUACCUCGCUCAUGCUCACCGAGACCCAGGUGAAGAUUUGGUUCCAGAACCGCCGAAUGAAAUGGAAACGCAGCAAAAAGGCCAAAGAGCAGGCGGCGCAGGAGGCUGAGAAGCAGAAGGGCGGCAGCGGGGGCGCCGGCAAAGGCGGCACUGAGGAGAAGACGGAGGAGGAGCUGCUGGGGCCUCCGGUUUCGGGGGACAAGGCCAGCGGCCGUCGUCUGCGGGACUUGCGGGACAGUGACCCGGAUGAGGACGAAGAUGAAGAAGAAGAAGACCACUUCCCCUACAGCAAUGGUGCCGGUGCCCAGGCUGCCUCAUCCGACUGCUCAUCUGAAGACGACUCGCCUCCCCCAAGGCCAGGCGGGCCGGGACACCAACCUCUGCCCCAGUAG